CGCGCACCACCAUGACGAGCAUCUUCGUAGCGGCCACAGUGCCCAGCUACGCAGAGGAGCAGCUACGCGUGCACCUCGGCUCGCUGGCCACGCUGCCCGUCGCCGUGCCCGCAGCAGCCUCAUUUACCGGCGAACCCGCGCAUCCCUCCCCUCAGCUCUCGCACGCGCUCGGCGAGCUCAACACGACCAAGCCGCCGUCGUCGAAGCAACUCGCCAGCAUUCUAAAUGAGCUCACGCAACCCUUGCCUGCCGGUGAGGUCCGAUCGGCCGCCACGCUCGAGGCCGACGCCGCUGCCGAGGCAGAGAUCAUCACCCGCGCCCUGUCUGUCAUCUGGGCGCAGGUCAUGCAAGCGUUCGUCGACGGCUCGCUCCAGCUCGAAGAAGACCGUGUGUGGUGGGACACAUCGCUUAACAGCCGGAGCGGCGUGCUCGUCUACUUUGUCCAGUCGCUGCCAGAACGCGUGUGGAAUGCCGUCAAGGACUCGCUGCAGUCCAAGAAGAGCUUCUCAGUCCACAGCGUGAAGCAAGAUUGGCACAACCUCCGCGUUCCGUCCCUCACCUCCCUCUUCAGGCCGCUGCACGACGCCUCGGCCGUCCUCAGCUCGCAGCUCACGGCGUUCCAGUCGCCUCUGGAGCUCACCCGCCGCGAGAUGCUGGGCAACAAGGCGACUUUGGGUCGUGCUAGGGACCAAUCAGCAUCGCGAAUUGGCCAGUUGGCGGAGCAGGGCCCCCACUGGGCUCUGCAGUCCGUGUCGACGUCCGAGGCGAGCACCGUCACCCCCACCGAUCUCAUGGCUGAGGCUACGAGGCUGUACGGCGUGCUGUGCUCCGUGCUCGACGUGCCGACCCCCGUUGCCCAGACGGCGACGUCUUCGCGCCGGAGACCAUCAGCCCCGCCAUCACCAGCUGCUGUUGCGACACCCACGACGCUCCUGGCGCUGCUCAACACCUACAUCCCCAAGUCGAAGCAGCAGCUCACUUCCACGCUGCAGAUCUACGGCCGCCCCUCGGUCCUUACCCGCCUGUGGUUCCCAUUCCUGUUCCUCCCUCCGGCACUUUACUGGGCUGUGAGCGCCCUGGUCCGCAACAAGGACUGGGUCAAGGAGCAGGUCGUGAAUGCCAAGGAGACCAUCAAGGGCUUCGUUGUCCAGUGGAUCUGGGAGCCGAUCGAGGGUAUCGCCAAGACGAUGCGCGGCGGCGGAGAGGGCCUCGACGUCGCCCCCGAGACUGUCAAGGCCGACCAGGAGAGUCUCGAGCGUAUGGUUGUCGACCUCGGGCGCGACUACUACCACCUCUCUGGCCCACAGCUCGACCAGCUCAAGGCGCAGGUCGAGAAGGGCGACAUGGAGUCGGUCCUGAAGGUGUACGAGCAGGAGUUGCAGCACCCCCUGCGCAACGCGCUCACCGGCAACCUCAUCCGCACGCUCCUGAUCCAGGUUCAGAAGACCAAGACCGACCUCUCUCGCGCACUCCUCCAGCUUGACCACCUUCUCCGCUCCCAGCAGCUGACAUUUGCGUUCGUCGGUGUCGCCCCCUCUGUGCUCGUCGUUUAUGCACUGUGGGGCUGGCUGCGCGGCAUUGUGCGCGGCGAGAACCGCGGCAAGGGCCGGCGGCGACGCUACUUUAACGGCCUGCGCGAGGUCGAGCGGCUGCUCAUCGAGUCGCCAGAGGACAACUCGCGCAUGUCUGACCGGGACCGCGGAACCCUCAUUGUUUCCGUCUCGGGGUUGCGCACAUGGGCUGCAGGGAUCACAUCUACGCGACGCGAAGGGUUCCUGGACGACCUGCGUAUGGUCGAGAACCCGGCGCUGGGCCGCGACGACAAGCUGCGUGUUGUGGAGCGGAUCUACCGGUGUUGGGGAGUGGACGGGCGUGGGACUGGAGCAUAAACAGUGUAGCCUGCCGAGUGAUGGCAUAUACAGAGUCUUGGGUCGUGAUUGUGAU
Messenger RNA from Vanrija pseudolonga, 1944 nucleotides. RefSeq names its product Nuclear control of ATPase protein 2 (gene nca2). Bases 12 to 1889 code for a protein of 625 amino acids. The record is from RefSeq and is a predicted model, not a curated record. Gene Ontology annotation, cellular component: mitochondrial outer membrane. Lineage: Eukaryota; Fungi; Basidiomycota; Tremellomycetes; Trichosporonales; Trichosporonaceae. The transcript has 4 exons.